Molecule: messenger RNA, 1876 nt
Organism: Lacerta agilis (Sand lizard)
Lineage: Eukaryota; Metazoa; Chordata; Lepidosauria; Squamata; Lacertidae
Gene: HAS2
Product: hyaluronan synthase 2
Exons: 4
Coding region: 189-1847 (552 amino acids)
Biological process (GO): extracellular matrix assembly; hyaluronan biosynthetic process
Molecular function (GO): hyaluronan synthase activity
Source: RefSeq, a predicted model, not a curated record
CCUCCUCCCACCGCCUCCCAGUUUUCUUCCCCAUGGUUUGCAGGCCGUUUGGAUCCAGCCCCUCCAAACACCCUCCCGAAAGCGUGAGUUGAUCUAUUCCCUCAAUCUGGGGGGAGAGGGCUUCCAGGUCUUCGCACCGCGCCGACGGCCUCUUUGUAGAUCUUGGAUGAGCAGAGAAGAACUGCAAGAUGCAUUGCGAGAGGUUUCUAUGUAUCUUGAGAAUACUUGGAACCACACUGUUUGGGGUGUCCCUCCUGCUUGGAAUCUCCGCUGCUUACAUUGUUGGCUACCAGUUUAUCCAAACGGACAACUAUUACUUCUCCUUUGGACUCUACGGUGCCAUUCUGGCAUCGCACCUCAUCAUCCAAAGCCUGUUUGCCUUCCUCGAACACAGGAAAAUGAAACGGUCUCUUGAGACUCCAAUCAAGCUGAACAAAACUGUUGCCCUUUGCAUUGCUGCCUACCAGGAGGAUCCCAACUACUUAAGGAAAUGUUUACUUUCCGUGAAAAGACUCACCUACCCUGGAAUUAAGGUGAUUAUGGUCAUCGAUGGGAAUUCUGAAGAUGACAUUUACAUGAUGGACAUUUUUAGCGAAAUCAUGGGCAGGGAUAAGUCUGCCACUUACGUCUGGAGGAAUAACUUCCACCAGAAAGGCCCCGAGGAGACUGAAGAGUCGCAUAAAGAGAGCAUGCAGAAAGUCACUCAACUCGUCCUGUCCAACAAAAGUGUCUGCAUCAUGCAAAAAUGGGGCGGGAAAAGAGAAGUGAUGUACACAGCGUUCAAAGCACUGGGGAGAAGUGUGGAUUAUGUGCAGGUUUGUGACUCUGAUACAAUGCUUGAUCCAGCUUCAUCAGUGGAAAUGGUCAAGGUUUUAGAAGAGGAUCCAAUGGUUGGAGGCGUUGGGGGAGAUGUGCAGAUUUUGAACAAGUACGACUCGUGGAUCUCCUUCCUCAGCAGCGUUAGAUACUGGAUGGCAUUUAACAUCGAGAGGGCGUGCCAGUCCUACUUUGGCUGUGUGCAGUGCAUCAGCGGGCCCUUGGGGAUGUACAGGAAUGCCUUACUCCACGAAUUCGUGGAAGACUGGUACAAUCAAGAAUUCAUGGGGUCUCAGUGCAGCUUUGGAGACGACCGGCAUCUCACCAACCGAGUCUUGAGCCUUGGCUAUGCAACGAAAUACACGGCUCGGUCCAAGUGCCUUACCGAAACGCCCAUAGAAUAUCUCAGGUGGUUGAACCAACAGACCCGCUGGAGCAAGUCCUACUUCCGAGAGUGGCUAUACAAUGCAAUGUGGUUCCACAAGCAUCACUUGUGGAUGACUUACGAGGCUGUCAUCACCGGCUUCUUCCCAUUCUUCCUCAUUGCCACUGUCAUCCAGCUUUUCUACCGGGGGAAGCUGUGGAACAUCCUCCUUUUCUUGUUGACAGUCCAGCUGGUGGGCCUUAUCAAGUCUUCCUUUGCCAGCUGCCUUAGAGGGAACAUUGUCAUGGUUUUCAUGUCUCUCUACUCAGUGUUGUACAUGUCCAGUUUGCUGCCGGCAAAGAUGUUUGCCAUAGCCACGAUAAACAAAGCAGGUUGGGGCACGUCGGGCCGGAAAACCAUUGUGGUCAACUUCAUAGGACUCAUCCCAGUCUCCAUUUGGUUUACAAUCCUCUUGGGCGGUGUCAUUUUCACGAUAUACAAGGAAUCCAAAAAGCCAUUCACUGAAUCGAAACAGACCGUGCUAAUCAUUGGUACGAUACUUUACGCCUGCUAUUGGGUGAUGCUAUUGACUUUGUACUUAGUCCUCAUCACCAAAUGCGGAAGGAGGAAGAAGGAACAACAGUAUGACAUGGUGCUUGACGUAUGAUUCAACCACUGUGACCCCCCCCAACCCCA